UCCGGCACCAUCAUCGUCAUCGGCCAUCAUAAACGGGAAAACUGCAAAACGUCUGCAGGUUGUUCGGUAUCGCGGCAAUUUUCACCUAAUUUUUCCUCAAAAUUCCAACAAAAUUCUGUUCGGUUUCAAUCUCUUUCGUUAGUGCAAGUGUGGGUCUUCUCGCGGAACGUGUUUAACUUCCGAGCGGUGCGUUGUCCGCAUGAAUAGAUGAGUUUGAAAUUUGCAGGCGGCGGUGUGCGAAUCAUCAUUAUUCAUCAUCAUCCAAGCCGCCAUCCGCGGCAAGUAUACCGCAUACCGUAACAGGGGAGGGUCGUUCGCCCCCUCGGUGCCCCGGCAGCAAUGGAGUCCGAAGACGAACCGCAACAUUCGCAGCAGCACCCACCGAAGAAGUCCGCUAAGCAGAACAACGCUCUGCCGCUAUGGGGAAACGAAAGUACAAUGAAUCUAAACCCGCUGAUUCUGGCCAACAUUCAGGGGUCCAGUUACUUUAAAGUGUCCUUGUUCAAACUGAAGACUUAUCACGAAGUGGUAGACGAGAUCUACUAUCAGGUCAAACAUCUGGAACCCUGGGAACGGGGAUCCCGUAAAACGUCCGGCCAGACUGGAAUGUGCGGUGGGGUUCGAGGAGUCGGAGCGGGCGGAAUUGUCUCGACCGCGUUCUGUCUGCUUUACAAGCUUUACACACUGCGUUUGACGAGGAAGCAGGUAAAUGGGCUACUCACCCAUACUGACUCGCCGUACAUUAGAGCUUUAGGUUUUAUGUAUUUGAGAUUCACCCAACCUCCAACUGACUUGUACGAUUGGUACGAACCGUACCUGCUGGAUGAAGAAGAGAUUGACGUGAAAGCUGGAGGUGGCCAGACUAUGACAAUCGGGCAGAUGAUCCGCCAGUGGCUGACCAAACUGGAGUGGUUCACUACGCUGUUCCCGCGUAUUCCGGUACCAAUCCAGAAACAGAAUGUCGCCAAGCUGGAGCAAUUUGCGCGGGAGAAUAAUAUCACGUUCCCGGAUCCGGCCAGUAGUGAUCGCUACAAUAAAGCAAAUGCUCAACGCUACGAGCGCCCAAGUGCGAGUGGGAGUUCGCGUGACGACUACGGUGAACUGAGUCGCGGGACAUACAGUGGCCACUGUGAUCGCGAUCGUGAGCCGUCGCGGACGGCUUCCCGCUACGAUCGUGACGAUGAUCUUCGUCGCGAAAGGGAGCGAGAUCGCGACCGAGGUAGGCGGGAUCGGGAUCGGGACUAUGAUCGCGGUGGUCGGGACCGAUACCGUGAGAAGCCUAGGUCCAGAUCGAGGGAACGGGAGCGUGAUCGUCACCGCGAUCGAGACAGGGAUUACGAUCGACGGCAUCGCUAGGUAUUAAAUUGCACGCGGACGAGUGUUUAUGAAAAGAAUGCUAACUUAUUUCCGAUCAUUCGAUGAACGUUUAGAAUCAAGCCGAGUAAUUAAUAACGAAAGCACAUUUUUAAACGACAAGUUUUAAAAAUGUCACACAACAGCAUUGCUUGGUACGGCUUGGCAUGGCAUCCACCGGGACAGAUUUUCUACGUUAUUGACCAGCCCCGGAUGGAGCCCAGCCGAGCGUUUGUUAUCUUCAAGACAAGCUAGAACACUGAGUACCUUUAUGCAGGCGAAUAGUAGCAACUUCAUUACGGGAUAUAGAUGUUUCAUUUUCUUUAUUUUAUCAUACACAUACUUUCAAUACCUCUUACUAUCUACGAUUACAAUUAAAGUUUUAAUACAGUUAAAGCGCAGCUUCGACCUACGCCGGAGGUGCCCCAAACAAUCGUCACUUGAGAAUUUUGCGUCCAAAUUACCAUGCGUUGAUUGACAGAACUCUCUCAGAGUGAAAUAAAACUUGAAAAUGAUUGUAAAAGUCUUCUAUUGACACGCAACUUAUUCGAUUUUGUACUUUGUAAAUUAAUGUUCCAAUCAGUAAUAGAAAUCGUCAUUCUCAGUUCUCACGUGAUUUUGAAAGAAUCAUUUGCAUUUCAUCGGACGAGAACAUAUAUUUUUCGGUCAUAAUGAAGCGUAACAAGCUUGCUAACAUGUCAAUAAUUACUGAUUCAUUUACCGACAUUGUUAUUGCUAUAACUUGAACCAGGAAGAUAAAUCCAUUCUAUCUGUUGAAUGAAAUUACUUGCCUGAAUAGGACACGAUCGGUGAAAUAUUAGAUUUGUAGUAUUGAGCUGAUUUUUUGUAUGUUGAGAUGGUAAAUUCUCAGUUUAUUUCAUACAAUGGUGCAAACAGCGUGGGUAUUAUGAUUCUUAGCCUAAGUUGAUGCUGCUGGAGCAAAACUUCAGGAACCUGUUCUGUUGAAGAGGCAAGAAAUGAAGAAUACAACAAGAAAAUUACCCAAAGUUAUGCCCAAACAACAUCAAAGAAGGGAAAAAAAACAUAAUACCCACAGAAAAGACAAAAGGAUUAAAAAAAUUGAUUCCAAAUAGGCAUUUCAAAGUCAAUUUGUAAAACUCAGUUGAACAUCAGGAUGAGCGUGGCAUUUGGCAAACCAGUUAUCAGGCAUAAUGGACAUUCGACAUGACCAAAAUGCAUUCUUCUUAUGUCAAAUGUCCAUUAUGCUAACUGUUCUUUACGUCAAAUGCCACAAACCGUACAUCAUACAACCUGUCUGUUAUAAUGCCGCUUAGCAUAAAAUUUCAGGUAUUAGAAUCGUUUUGCAUAAUGAUAAAUAAAUAACUUGAUAAACAUUUGGUUGAUUUCAUAAAUAUACUUUGAUCAUCAUGUUACAAAAAAAUGUCUAACUCAAUCGGGUCAAAACUGAUUACUGGUUUAAUAAAAUGCGACGCAUAGUAUCUUUGCAUUCACACAGUUUCAUUAAAAGUACUCUGAGAGUAUUCUAUCAAUCAAAUAUACGAUUUCCAGCAAAAUUCAACACAUCGCUUGUGGUCACAUCAGUCUUCACACAUAUUCGCCAGAAGAGAACAACAAGUUAAUCAUGUUGCUGUUAGUAGGUUUUACGAUGUACGUUUCUGUGCAGCAAUGAGUACGCUCACAGCAAUUUACAAUGAAACGGGUAGAGACGAAAUCAAAAGUUGUUCUCUUUUUGGUCCUUCUGGAUGUGACGGUGACUCACCUCCGGCUAAAUGCCAGCUGUGUACCACCUCGAACCUCCCUAAGAAUCCUCAUAUCUCCAUGCUCCAAUCGGCGCACUUCUACAAACACGAAAGUCACAUUCGAAGCACAUUUCGAUGGACGAUCCCUUUACAAAAGCGGAAGGAAGAGUUUCUACCUCAGAUACGGUAUAGAUAAGCAACUAGCUCGUAUGUGUCCAUUGGUUUGUAUGGACUUUCGCUAUUCUUCAAACGAUUUUCAGUUUUUGUACCUUUUCCAAUAAUAAGAAAGAAAACAAAUCAUCAACACUAAGUACGUUAGGAAGUAUGCUAGGACGACACGCGGCAAGUUUCUAUUCGUUUUGUUUCGAUUGACUUAAACUCUGUAGUUCGUAAGGUGUAGGUAUUUUAGAUCAUAGAAGAGUUCAGUUCCAUUCACAAGCAUGCAGCAGAAGAAGCUAGCCCGGAAUCGCAUACAGACAGUGCAUGAUAACGGCUCAGGUUUUACACAAAAGACACAUCUCAUACACAAAUAGAUACACAGCACCUUCAUGAGUUGAUAGAUACCAGCAGAGAGCAAAUUUUGUUCAACCAAGGAGACUGGUGGACAAUUGUUAUUAGUUUAGGUAAACAACAUCGUUGCAGCACCACUUAGCCACGUAUCUGUACCUAUAGGAAAUGCGCGUAUGAAUGACUUGUGUUGCGAAUAAAAGAAUCCAGACUCAAAAUCUUAUUUAAAACCAUUCGAGUAUUGCAUCUAUUAACAUAUGGUACAGAAAGAACGUGUCUUGAUUGAGUAUGUUUGCGAAACAUAUAGAUAUAGUGAAUUUGCACCACAGAAACUAUUGUGUAAAGCGUGAGACUGUAGCGAAUACCACAGGAAACACACCAGGAGUAAAAUAAAGAGCUGUACUAGCAAUGUUUCGGA
Messenger RNA from Aedes albopictus (Asian tiger mosquito), 3999 nucleotides. Its product is annotated as pre-mRNA-splicing factor 38B. Lineage: Eukaryota; Metazoa; Arthropoda; Insecta; Diptera; Culicidae. The transcript is spliced from 6 exons. The record is from RefSeq and is a predicted model, not a curated record. Gene Ontology annotation, cellular component: precatalytic spliceosome. Bases 340 to 1356 code for a protein of 338 amino acids.